AUGGAGGCGCCAAUCCCUGUCCAGCAUGCUGGCAACUUUGAGGUGGAGAAGAUACAACCAAAGGGUUUGAAGCGAAAAAGCUCCAAACUGCAGACUCAUGUGGAGGUUUUGAGAUGUAGAUUGGGGAAAUCGGCGGUCACGACAGAGGCAGGCAGGACCUUCGAACCCUCGAAAGAUUGGACGCCAAUAUACUACGCGGUCUAUCAUCGACGAGAAGCAGCUCUAACACACUUCCUGCGAAAUGGAGGCUCGCCGGACGAUGUCACUGGAUCGGGUCAGCCACCGCUGUGUGUGGCAGUCGUAAAUGGACAUAUUGAUGUCGUCAGAAUUUUGCUGGAGUACGGAGCAAAUGUGGAUGCUACUACGAGAGAUUCUGGAGAGACGGCACUGCACCUGGCGAUCAAGAACAACCAUACUGAACUUAUCGACUUGCUUCUCGAAGCCGGACCCCAACUCGAAGCACAUACGACUGAAACGAACGAGACGCCUCUUCACUACGCUGCAUCAAAAUCUGGAUCGUUGGCUACUAUUGUGGCACUGCUCAAACUUGGAGCAAAAUACGACACCAAGAAUUCCAAGGACCAAAGCCCAGCAGAAUCAGCGCUGCUAGCAAACAACAUCCAGGGAGCUGUCGCGAUCAUCAAUGCCGCGCAUGGGAGGCGCCACAGAUUGGUCAAGGAGAAGGAGAUGUUAUUGAAGCACGUUGAGCGAAGCCAAAACCGCUUCAGCAUAGGGAACGAACUGAUCGCGGAUAUCUUUUCAGCAGCAUGCGAUCCGGACUCGACAGUACUUGUCGAAAGUAUCAAGAGAGAUGACGCUAGCUUGGUAGAGAUGUUUCUGAGCAAGGGAGCUGAUCCGGACCGAGUGACCGCAAGAGGAGAAAGACCCAUCUUUAUUGCGCUGGAGUGUGCUGGAGCGCCAGUCGUUCAAGCAUUGGUCAAGCAUAAUGCAGAUGUACAAGUCCGAGAUGCGACAGGUCUUUCAGUCUUACAGGCUGCAUUUGAGGGGUCAAUGGCACAGGAUAAAGACAGCAUAUGCGCGAUCUUUGAGUGUCUGCUUUCCAAAGGAGCCAAUGCAAUGGACACAUACAUCGACGGCAAGAAUCUACUUCAUCGUGCUGUGUCACCAGGUUUCGGCUACGCAAAGGCAGCACACCUAUUCCUUAAAUCCGGCAUUAAGGUCAACUCUCAAGACGGCGACGGAAACACGGCUUUGCAUCUCGCAACACACAGCAAGUCAUCAAUCAAGACACUUCCUGAGGAUGGCCUGCCCAUCAUUGAGACCUUGCUUAUGAAGUCAGCGGACGAACGCGCCAGUUGGAAUUGCAUCGGCCACGAAGAUCAUGACAGACGCGAUGCGCUUUACUACGCUAUCACGAUGCGAAGGCCACUAUUUGUCGACGUAUUGCUGAAGAACGGUGCAGCGGUGUCGUUCAUGGACUGGGUGCCUAUAAGAGGAGCCUUAAACUUGUCAGUAGACACUGAUAAGCAGAUCUCAAGUCUCAUUGCGCAACAUGAGUGGUCACGCCGCGCCGGUAUACUUCGAACUCAGCAAGUUGUUCCGGAGCAAAAGAACCAGAGGUCUCUUUUCACAGAGAUGUUCCCGACCAAGGACCUUGCCAUCAUAAUUUCGAUGGGUUUAGAUCCAAACGCACUACCGAAAUCCAGUCUGGGGUCUUCAAUGCUCUGGGCAGUCCUUCGACAAGUGCCGCUUCAACCUUCACUACCGCCGGCCUAUCUGUUUGACACGAUCAAACUCGUUCUUGAGCAUAGUGCUGAUCCCAACGCUGGAACUACGAGAGCUGGUCGAUGCACACCUUCUCCUCAAUCGUCUUCGCAAGAUCUGCCCCUGUCGAUGCAUAUGCUGACAUUCUUAAUGGAAGAGUGUCCUACGGUGGAUGCGGAACUCAUCACACUUUUGCUGAACAAGGGUACGGAGCUAUCUCUCGCUUCACCGUUCUACGAUGGCAGAUAUCCGCUUCACUCAGCGGCGAAAGCGAAUCGAAUCGACCUCGUGGAUAAAUUCUUGCUCCAGAGAGCAGACGUAAAUUGUGCCGAUUUGGAAGACCGCACUCCACUGUUCAUCGCAGCUAAGCAAGGCUUCUCGGACAUUGUAAACGCACUUAUCAGCCGGCACGCGAACGUCAAUCUGCAAGACAAAAACGGCGAUACGGUGCUGCACAUGGCGGCUUGUGGAGGCAGCAAGACGGUUGUAGCGGCCUUGCUCCGCGCUGGUGCCAAAGCUAACCUCAAGAACACCAAAAAUCAAACACCUCUCGCAUGUGUCUCUGAGGAUCAAUUCAAAGAGAAAGACAAGAUUGUGUACAUGCUCAAGGACGCCGAGCAAAAAGAGAAGGUAGUUGAGGAGCAGACCCGUAAAAUGAACGCGCAGAGUGCCGCUCAAGAGGCGAAGAUGAAACAGCAAAUAGAGCAGGACGAGAAGAACAGACAACAAAGACAGCGGGAAGAACAGGAACGCAAGGCCAAAGAGAGCGAAAAGCGUGUGAGUGAUGCUGAGCAGCCGCUUCCCGUCCUUGAUCGCACUAAGGCUGUUCUGAACGGCAAGACUGGUGACAAAAGGAACAGUAGCGCAGCUGAGCUUGCGGAUUGGUUGGCGUUGAGUAAGAUGAUGGACGGAUUGUAA
Messenger RNA from Parastagonospora nodorum SN15, 2643 nucleotides. RefSeq lists its product as hypothetical. Lineage: Eukaryota; Fungi; Ascomycota; Dothideomycetes; Pleosporales; Phaeosphaeriaceae. The record is from RefSeq and is a predicted model, not a curated record. Bases 1 to 2643 code for a protein of 880 amino acids. Gene Ontology annotation, molecular function: protein binding. The transcript is spliced from 3 exons.